Gasterosteus aculeatus aculeatus (three-spined stickleback) is the source of this 1208-nucleotide messenger RNA. It is a transcript of the gene fam168b, whose product is annotated as family with sequence similarity 168 member B. NCBI's taxonomy places the organism in Eukaryota, Metazoa, Chordata, Actinopteri, Perciformes, Gasterosteidae. The record is from RefSeq and is a predicted model, not a curated record.
ACACCACACGGAAGUGACGCGGAUGCUCAAAAGAGUUCAGCAAAGCAUCUGGGAGCAAAACAGCAGCUAGCCUAAAUAGAUUUACCACCAGAAGACCAAAGGGACGGGACUAACGCACGAUCCGAACACUUAACACAUCCGUGACGAGGCGUCCAUUAUGAAUCCGGUCUACAGCCCUGCAGGGACAGGGGUCCCCUUCACCAACACUAAGGGUAUGGGCUACCCAGCGGGAUUUCCUGUUGGCUAUGCAGCAGCUCCUCCAGCAUACACUCACAAUAUCUAUGCAGGAGCGAACGCCGCCUUCCCCGGGGGCUACGCUCCAGGCACUCCUUUCAAAAUGUCCUGCUCUCCCAACAAUGGGACUGUCCCCCCGUACUCCUCCUCACCCAACCCUUACCCUGCUGCCGUUUACCCGGUCAGGAGCACCUACCCCCAACAGAACCCCUAUGCACAGGCACUAAUACCUUCACAACAGCAAGGCACUUAUUACACACAGCCUCUGUAUGCCGCACCGCCACACGUUAUCCACCACACCACAGUGGUCCAGCCAAAUGGGAUGCCCGCGGCCAUGUAUGCCCCGGCCAUGCCCCCCCAACGCCACAACAGUGUCGCCAUGGGGAUGGUAGCCGGCACCACCAUGGCCAUGUCAGCUGGAACUCUGCUGACAACUCAAUCACCAGCGUCUGUUGCCCCCCACCAAGUCACGAUGCCCACAUAUCGGCAUCCCGGCACACCCAGCUACAGCUAUGUGCCGCCACAGUGGUGAAAAGAAGAAAGCGUCAGAAGAUGGUAGAUAUGCAUUCACACUCCAGUGUUUUUUGCUAUUGGGGAAGACCUGCCCUGCCAGUGUCUGCAACCAGUUACUCUUCUUCCAGCAUAAUGUGAAUCUUAAACCUAACUACAUAGAAAGAGGCCCAUUUGGAUAGGAGGGGGUGAAGAAUAGGCCCAUCCCCAUGACCCCUCUCAAUGGAAUAAGGCUGCAUUCCAUGUCACACCCACAGCGCCAGCACCUCCUACGACCUGCUGCAUAUCUCACGUGUAACAGCAACGCCUCCAUGCAAACUUUUUUUGUGGAUUGUCAUGCAGGUUUUUUUUAUAGCUUAAACUAUUAAGUGGUGAAAAGGGAGUUUGGAAUAGUUUUUUUUUUUUUUUGUUUUGUUUUAUUUGGGGGAUUCAUAUGAUGUUGAAUGCAUGCAUGUGUGUGUGUG